Messenger RNA from Molossus molossus (Pallas's mastiff bat), 912 nucleotides. It is a transcript of the gene SOHLH1, whose product is annotated as spermatogenesis and oogenesis specific basic helix-loop-helix 1. Gene Ontology annotation, biological process: spermatogenesis; regulation of DNA-templated transcription. The transcript has 7 exons. Gene Ontology annotation, molecular function: protein dimerization activity; RNA polymerase II cis-regulatory region sequence-specific DNA binding; DNA-binding transcription factor activity, RNA polymerase II-specific. Bases 1 to 912 code for a protein of 303 amino acids. Lineage: Eukaryota; Metazoa; Chordata; Mammalia; Chiroptera; Molossidae. Gene Ontology annotation, cellular component: nucleus. The record is from RefSeq and is a predicted model, not a curated record.
AUGCUGACACCUAUGAUCGCAUUUGGGCUCCAGGGGCGUCCUCGGGGGUCCCGGAGCCUGGUGCUGUUGACUCUUCCCAGCAGCAGCUCUCGCCCGACUGGCGCCUGGUUCGCCUGCAAGGACCCUGGCGGGGGCUCCAGGCCAGUCAAGACCCCUGCGGUGGCGGAGGGUCCGGCUUCCGGCCUCCCUCGGAACGUGCUCAGCGAGAGGGAGCGCAGGAAGCGGAUCUCAGUGAGCUGUGAGCGUCUGCGGGCCCUUCUGCCCAGGUUCGAUGGCCGGAAGGAGGACAUGGCUUCGGUCCUGGAGAUGUCGGUGCAGUUCCUCCGGAUGGCGGGCGCUGUGGUGCCCGGUGGGGAGCCACAGCCUGCGAGUUGUCAGGUCCUCGCCCCCUGCACGGAGUUGUGGGGUGUAUGGCAGAAGGAUGUCGUGCAGCUGGCCCUGACGAGUCCGACCUCGGCCAAUGCACCAGACCCUGGGACAGCAGCAUCGGUGACCACGGCCUUCCGGUUCGGCACCCUGGACCCCAGCCCCAAGUCCCUCCCAGCUCUUGAGGCCGCCCCCAGCAUGGCCUCCCUGCUCAUGGCAGCCAAGCCCCCUGCUGCUGAGCGAAGAGACUCAGAGCUGCUCGGGUCGGCGUUGGGCUGUGACGUGGAAGAUGGACCGUCCUUCCCGCUGGCGGCCAGUCCCGAGUGGUGGCUGGGGUCCCUGGAGGGCAGCGGCGCCCCUGCUCAGGCCCCAGCGAGGAGCAGCCUGAUGGACAGGACAGAGCUGGGCGUCCUGGUGGACCCCGGGGCCGGCUCCCAGGAGCUCCUCGACGGCCCCCUGGAGCCCUGGGGCUGGGACGUGGGCUGCCCCAGCCUGGCCUUCCGGGAUGAGGCGGACAGCAUGUUCCCCGACUUCUCUGCCUGCUAG